GGCAACAUGAUAGAAAACAACAAAAGGAAAAGUGUUCAGGGCGUGUGAUUAUGUAAUUUUUCUGUAAGCUUCACGUGUCUUCGCAUGGAUUAAAACAAGUAUAAAGCUCAACCAGGCCGCUUCAGUUAGGCUAUUGUACGUAGAGCGUUUCUGAAAGCAUACAAUUCGACUGGCAAAAUGAAAUUCGCUGUUUUGGUGUUUUUUACCUUGUUUAUCUGGGGUGAUGCCUUCUGGUUUAAGACAGUGCCUUCUCUCAGUGUGGACAAGUACCUCGGGCGUUGGUACCAGGUAUGUUUCAAAAGUAGUUCAGUACGCUAGGCUAUUUUUCAUUUAUAUUCCAUGUCUUCGAAUUAGCCAUUGGAUACGUGAAAUAUAAUUGAAACUUUUGAGUCUAGUAUGAACGAAAUCUUGUGAUGCAACUAUUUCAAGUGAAAUCUGAACUCUAAUCAAAAGAACUUUUACAUUGGUCAAACCCCUUUUUACAGUCAUUGUUUGAUUGAUCUUUUUUAAAUCUGCACAAUUCAAUCUGCGAACCCUGAAAGGUCUAGUUUCAUUGAGAACGAUCAUCUUCGUUCCAAUUAUUCCCUGUCUUUUCUAACGGUGAGAAUUUGUGCUCUUUUGGUGCAAAUUUUUGUCUGUAUUUAGGAUCAUUGAAAUUCCUAGAAGACUGAAUGCACAUCUCAUUUGCAAAACAAUAAGAAAAUCAGUCCUCUUCUUCAAGCUGAGCUCUUAAGUUAUCUUCCCUUUCCAUCUAUAUAGGCAGUUCCUUACGUUAAUUAUUGCUGUUAGCGGUCAUGUUUGAUAUACUGUAUCAUUUGUUUAUUUCGUUUUCUUACACGUGAUUUGAACAGAUGUACGCCAGUCCCUUCGUGGUGAACACCUUUGAACGUGACGGAGUCUGCGUAACAGCUGAUUGUGAGUGCAUAAUGAGAAGAUUUAGCCAGCGAUGCUCUCGUUAAUAUUUAUAGUUUACUCAAACAAAAUACAAAAUCGUGUAAUGCUAAGCGGCGACGGCAGUGAAAACGGCCAAAAAAAGUAGUAGGUCUAAUUAGCAAAAGAAACCUAACUUUGCACGUGCAGCCCACUUUUUUGUACAUUUCUUUGCCGUUGUUUUGGAGGAAUACAACGUGAAACUUCCAGAAACUUCCUAGCUACACGUAACUUCCCCUGAGUUACAUGUUGUGACCAAGUCGAUUUUGAAUAAUCUAUAGCUGGACUUGCAAUGCACGCAUGCGUACUUAUAAUUAUGUGUGUGUGUUUUUUUUUUCAGACACCCAACGAGAAGACGGCAAGAUCGGUGUGCUGAACAGUCAAAGACUUAAAACGGAAACUGGUGUCGGAAAGAACAUAACAGGGUAUGCCUACAUACCCGAUACCAAACAACCGGGGAAGUUGAAAGUUCGUCUUCAGGGUGGAGUUCCGUUCGCUGCUCCUUGUAAGUGAUUGGCUAGUAACAUAUUGUUAAAAGCUGGAACCACCUUCAAGAUGGGUCUGUACCAAGUUUUUGUGUCGCCUUGUUCUAUCUAACAGCUCUUUAACGUUUUAGCGAAUUUAACAUUUUAAAUUUCAAGAGUGUAUUCUAGUGUGUGCUCUUCUUGUAUUAAUGUUUUGUAUUUAUACAUAAAUUUAAUUGUUUUAGACUUCCUUCAUAGCGUAGAAAUAGCGUUUUUCCUCUUCUCUUUUUUUUUCUUUUUAUGUGUGCAUUUGUGCUUCAGUUUUCUUGCUGACCCGUAAUUCAAUUCUUUUUAAUGCUGAUGUCAAUUUGCUACCUGGCUCCGCUAGCCCCCAUGGCAAGCUCUUGCCCAUGGUUAUUCCAGGCAGCCAGUACUCUUAUUUUUACUUUUAAUAUUUUCAUUGUCGUAAUUUAUGUUUGAGCAAGAAUGAGUACAAACAAAGAUUGUUGUCGUUGUUGUUUCCGAAACAGUCAAUUUUGCAAGAGCUGCCUCUUAUAAUCCACACCGUGUGGAACUAUAGUUAGAGCAAUCUUGAACAGAAGAUUUAAGCGCCGUUUGAGGUUCCUUGCUUGUCGGCAUAACUGAUGGAACACCUUUUAAUUAUAACUGAUUUUGUUGUUUAGCAAAGUUCCAAAACUUUCAAGCAUCUUGUACGUUAUGUAUUUCGUACAAGGGAAGGUGUUUUAUCGGGUAUCGAAACACCAAGAAAUGAGUCGAAAAAAGAGGCACACCAACUAAAAAUUUGAGGAAGGUACUUUAAGGUGACUCAUGAUCAAAUUCAGUAACAAUUGUAGUGAAACAAGAAUCAAUUAGGUUUGUCUAGAGUCUUAAAACCACCCACUCAGGAGUGACGGGAGAUCUUCCGGAAUUCACAACUACAGAGCUAAGUUAACCACCUAUGUUUAUGUUCCAUUUAUGUUCUUGGAAAUGUCGAUCGCCCUUCAUGAUUAAAAAAAAUAACUUCCCAAUCCGAUAACACGAACUAACAGUUUUCUCGAUUUUUUUUUCUGAAUUAAUCGAUUUUGAUUAAUUUUCCCAACAGACUGGGUUGUGAAGCUAGGACCCCCUUCGUUCGGCAACAAGGGUCUGUACCAGUACUCCAUCGUCACGGACCCCUUGAAAAUCGGUCUGUAUGUGCUGGCGAGAGAUGUGGACAACUUUAAAAGCCAAUACGACGAGGAAGUCACAAGCUGGCUAGCAGAAAAUGGCUUUAAACACUUUUACAACAAACCUGUUCCAACCGUCCAAAACAAGAAAUGCCUGUACCCAGCCUAAAAUUAUCUAUCGCCCCGAAAAUUCCGCCUUGAUAAUGUUACGAUUAUGAGAAGUUGGCAGAUUAAAGCGAUAAUAGUUCCAGUUUAAAAGCGGCUGUUGUUUGAUUGUCGAGCAACUAGCCGGAUUAAUAAUGUCGAAUCUUGAUUUUUCUCCCGUAGAAAGACUGUAAG
This is a messenger RNA of Porites evermanni, 2899 nucleotides long. NCBI's taxonomy places the organism in Eukaryota, Metazoa, Cnidaria, Anthozoa, Scleractinia, Poritidae. The record is from the annotation of a GenBank genome assembly.